AUGAGCUUCGGUACUGUAGCCUCUAAAUUUUUGAGAUAUUUGGAAAUCCCUGUCGAAAAUAGGUCCUCCGUGAAUUUUCUGAAAAACCCUGAUUUGCAACCUAUCAGGUCUGUCAAUCAGACAUGGGGAUUCUGGUCUAAUUUGGCGUAUUGGGCUGCUGUGUCAUUUACAGCGGGCACAUGGAUGAGUGGUUCUGCUGCAUUAACUGUUGGGCUAAGUUAUCCAGAAACGAUUGUUUCAUUUCUUCUCGGUAAUGUCUUGACCAUUUUUUUUACGUUGGCCAACUCUUAUCACGGUUAUGAUUGGAAGAUCGGUUUCACUUUGGCCCAAAGAUUCGUCUUUGGUAUCUACGGUUCUGCAUUCGGUAUCAUCAUCAGAAUUCUGAUGAGUAUUGUCAAUUAUGGUUCCAACGCUUGGUUAGGUGGCCUUUCUAUUAACAUGAUUUUGGAUUCCUGGUCCCACCACUACUUGCACUUACCCAACACUUUGUCUACGAAAGUUCACAUGACGACCAAAGAAUUGAUCGGUUUUAUUAUUUUCCACAUCCUCACUGCAUUCUGUUACUGGAUGAAACCUUACCAUAUGAACUACAUUUUAAUCUGGUCGUGUGUUGCUACUUGCUUCUCCAUGUUGGGCAUAGUAAUUUACCUGACUAAGCAUGCCCAUGGUGUUGGCGAGUUGUUGACCUCCACACAUUCUACCGUUACCGGUUCUACAAAAGCUUGGGCCUGGGUUUACAUGAUCUCUUACUGGUUCGGUUCCAUCUCCCCUGGUUCCACCAACCAAAGUGACUUCUCAAGAUUUGGUUCCUCCAAUUGGGCUAUCUGGACCGGUAGCAUCUGUGCAUUACUAAUUCCAGCAACUUUGGUCCCACUCUUCGGUGUAAUUAGUGCUUCUACAUGUGACAAAUUAUACGGUCAACAAUUUUGGAUGCCUAUGGAUAUCUUUCAUCAUUGGUUGACGACUAACUAUUCUGCAGGCGCUCGUGCAGGCGCUUUCUUCUGUGGUCUUUCCUUUACUAUGUCUCAAAUGUCCUCCACAAUAUCCAACUGUGGGUUUGCCAGUGGUAUGGAUAUGGCCGGUUUAUUGCCCAAGUAUAUCGAUAUCAAGAGAGGUGCUCUUUUCGCAGCUUGUGUUUCCUGGGCUUGUUUGCCAUGGAACUUCUACAAUUCUUCUUCUACUUUCUUGACAGUCAUGAGUUCUUUCGGUGUCGUCAUGACUCCUAUUAUUUCUGUUAUGAUUUGUGAUAACUUCUUAAUCAGAAAGAGACAAUACUCCAUUACCAAUGCCUUCAUUUUAAAGGGGGAAUACUACUUUACCAAGGGUGUGAACUGGAGAGCUAUCAUUGCUUGGGUUUGUGGUAUGGCUCCCGGUCUACCUGGUAUUGCAUGGGAAGUUGAUCAAAAUUAUUUUCACAAUGCUGGUAUUAUUAAUUUCUUUUAUGGUGAUUCCUUCUUUUCAUUUUUGAUUUCCUUUUUCCUCUACUGGGGACUAUGUGUUGUUUUCCCAUUCAAGAUUACUGUCAAACAAGAUGGCAAAGAUUAUUAUGGUGCAUUUACCGAUGAAGAGGCAAGAAAAAAGGGCAUGGUUCCAUACAGUGAAAUAUCAGAAGAAGAAAUACGUGCUUACACUUUGGGCGAUUGUUACACCACUGGUCACGAAUAUGAACCGGAGGGCUCUGAUGACGAACCACCUGAGUUGAACAAAACCAGCUCAGAAAACACAAAAAUAUUUGAAAUCGUUCAUCAAAAAGACAAUGAAAAGCACUCCUUUACCACCAGUGAACAAGUUGCAUAG
Messenger RNA from Saccharomyces mikatae IFO 1815, 1797 nucleotides. Its product is annotated as nucleobase cation symporter-1 family protein. Gene Ontology annotation, cellular component: plasma membrane. Gene Ontology annotation, molecular function: nucleobase transmembrane transporter activity. The record is from RefSeq and is a predicted model, not a curated record. Gene Ontology annotation, biological process: transmembrane transport; nucleobase transport. NCBI's taxonomy places the organism in Eukaryota, Fungi, Ascomycota, Saccharomycetes, Saccharomycetales, Saccharomycetaceae. The transcript has a single exon. Bases 1 to 1797 code for a protein of 598 amino acids.